GUUUGGGCAUGCCUACUACGCUCCAACAUAAACAAAGGCUGAACGCUGCGCUGCAAUAAACUCUGCUCUCCUGGUAUUUUACAUGUUAGCAACCAAGAAAAGUUGGAGACCGACUUCUUUCUGGAGCCAUGGAUAACGCGUUAUUGAUGCGAGUGAGUGUUUUUACCGACCAAGGAGGCAGGAAAUACAUGGAAGAUGUGACCGAGGUCAUAGUAGAGCCCAAGCCGGGAGAAGAUGAACCGACCUCGGGAGAGCCAGAAGAGAGCAAUGGGGGAAACUUUAUGGUCAGUUCUCUGGCUACGGACACGUAUCCACACCGGACUAGUAAAACCGUUGUUUCACAACAGGUUUCAGAUGCAUCAUGUGGACUUGUGCAAACGGGAGACCAAUGUAUAUUAGUGGAAACAUCUUUACCGGGAGGUCAAAGCCCGCCGCGAGCUCAGCCGAGCACCGCGAUUCCUUCCCGCCGUUCUGUAGCGUUCUUCGCUGUGUUUGACGGGCACGGCGGUCGCGAGGCUGCGCACUUUGCACGAGACUAUUUGUGGGAGUCCAUUAAGAAGCAGCGGGGGUUCUGGUCAGACUGUGACCAGGAGGUCUGUUCUGCUAUUCGAAAAGGAUUUGUAGCGUGUCACCACGCUAUGUGGAAAAAGCUACCUGAAUGGCCAAAGACACUCACAGGCCUUCCCAGCACAUCGGGAACCACAGCCAGUGUAGUGGUCAUCCGAGGCAACCGCAUGUAUGUGGCCCACGUUGGGGACUCGGCAGUGGUUCUAGGGGUCCAGGAUGACCCCUCAGUGCCUUUCAUCAGAGCUGUGGAAGUCACACAAGACCACAAACCUGAACUACCCAGAGAGAGGGAGCGUAUUGAAGGUCUGGGAGGAAGUGUUAUCAAGAAAUCUGGAGUCAACCGGGUUGUUUGGAAAAGGCCAAGACUGAGUCACAACGGCCCAGUCCGGCGGAGCACUGUCAUUGACCAGAUACCAUUCUUGGCAGUAGCCCGUGCACUAGGUGAUCUCUGGAGCUAUGACUUCUACAGCGGGGAGUUUGUGGUUUCUCCAGAGCCAGACACUAGUGUGGUGACCCUUGACCCCAGAAAACACCGCUACAUCAUCCUGGGCAGCGACGGUCUGUGGAACAUGGUGCCACCUCAGGAGGCUAUCUCCAUGUGUCAGAACAACAAUGAGGCAAUGCCUUCCAUGCUGCAGGCACCGUGUGGUGUAUCGAGUGCCCGGCAGCUGGUCAGCCACGCUCUGCUGCGAUGGCGCCAGCGCAUGUUGCGGGCUGACAACACCAGCGCCAUCGUAAUUGCCCUGCAGGAGCCUGGGACCUCCCAGGACGAACUGCACCAUGAGGAGGUGCUGCUGGACCUAGCCAAGGUAUCCCAGUGUCCUCCCACCUCCGUGUCCCGCGCUAACACUCCUCUCCUUCAGCGGCCUCUAGAGGAAGACACUCCCUCUGCCAUGUGUGAGCUCCUCCCUGCCUUGGAGCGACAGGACGGACUAUCAGGAAGCAACAGCCUGUACCACAUGAUUCUGUCUGACCCGUUCACCCUGACUCCACUGUGUCCAAACAGUAGUUCUGUGUUUCCCUGUCAGUCCAGUCGCACUGACAGGACAGUUUGCAGCAGGACACCCAACAGCAAAAGAACUAUUGACGGAUCAUCAUCAUCACCAUCAUUAGUCCGGUCGGCUAAAAGGGCCCGACGCAGGACUGCCGACAGGCUGCCGCUGGUCCAACACAACGCACAGAAAAAACACAAGGAGUCCAAUAACAUGUCCCCCAUUGUCCAGCAGCAUGACAAGACCACAGAGUGUGUGCUGAAACACACACAGACACAUCAACCUGCUGCCUCCCACAGUUAACAUUGUCUCCAUUUGUGUUCCUUAUGUUUGCAGUAUUCCUGCACAUUGUCACGGUGCACAGCAGCCUUGCUGUAGAGGUUGUGGAAAGCCUUGUCUUCUUGCUCAGCACCAGUAUCGUAUCAUUUGAAAACUUAAGGAGUGCUAAUUUUCACAAGGCAUUUCUUGUCUCUGUUUCAAAAAUUCUUCCUGAAUUGCUGAUUAUUUCUGGUAGCAGUUGUAAGAAAUAACUAUGACUAAUGAUGCUGGUGUGAAUAUUAUGCAUUUUAUAGUUGAGUAUUUCAAACUUUUCAUUUUAAACAAAUAUAUAUUUUUAUACAUUCUUUUAUUGUUCAAUGAUGAAACAUGAACAUGUAGAGAAGCUCCACCACAGCUUGCAUCUCCUCUUCACUCUGUCCAUAUACCAUUGUGUGCACAUCUGGUGUUUGAACAUAUUUAUGUAUUCUAAUCUCAUUUUAAUGAAUCACUGGAGAUUUGUUUUACAUUACAGGUCAGUUUUGAAUACAAACUGAAGGUGCUGCUACAGUCACACACCAGUAAGCUACUACCUUGUGUAUAUUGAUCUAUAAAUAUAUGUAUAAGUGUUUGUAGCAUUUAUCUUUGUGGGUACGUAUUUGACCCAACAUCUGCCCCUGUCAGGUUGUAAAGUGGUUUUAAGUUUUUGCACAAUGCCUCUAAAGGGAUAGCUCCACUCUCUUAAUCAUAUUAAUUAAUUAAUUAUUUAAUGCAUUUCUAAUGAAGCAUUGCAGUUGAGUUUUUUUGGUGUCAUCACUUCCCCUUGAGCUCCACUCCUUCAUACAUCAGAUAGUGAUUUUCUAUGUUUCCAAAAAUGCCUUUCUGCAGCCCUCUGCUGUGCUGGAGCUUUUACAGAAGCUGGUGUUUCUGUCUCCACAAUGAUGGAUUUCUCCCUCUCAUUUGCUACGUCCUGGUGGCUCCAAAACGAAGACUUCCUUUGUUACUGAGGGACAGACACAAAACCUGAUGUUUACAAUUAAUGUUAAUGAUUCAUUUGCGCUGCCAGAGUGCGAUGGAUGUAUCCGUGAUGUCACGCUGUCUACGGUUGACCAUACAUCUGUGAGAAUAUGAAAAGUGCUCCAUCUCAACCUUAUUAGUCUCUACAGGUCACCUUGUCUUCCGGGACCAGACAAUCUGAGAUUGAAGCGGUUUGAGGCUGACUUGUGAAUCUACGCAUCACCAGUCCAUCCUGCUGCUUGUUUUGACUCGUUUGCAACAAGGCAAUAUCUGUUCUUUCUGUUUUACUCAGGCUCACUCAGGUUUGUUUAGCUUUCCCUGUAUACAAGCCAUUGUCCCUGUUCCAUGCUGCAGCUUCAGUUGUAUGGUUACUGAGGUAUGCACAAGGCUCAUUUUUGAGUAAAUACGAAGUGCAUGGACUUUCAAAGAGAAUAUUUUUGCACUAUUAUGUGAUUAUUAAUUGUCUUUGAGAAUAAUUAUUAUUUUCUUUGAAAAUGUGCAGUUCGGAAUGGAUGGCAUAAAAUGAAAACACAGCAAAAGUAGGGUAUUUGAGGCUAAAGCAAGUAUUUUUGACUUUAAUUAGUGGAAAGGAAUCCUCAUUAAUCUGAGUAGUGUGUAGAACAUGGCUGUGCCCCCUUUGCUCCUGAUGGUUUAGUUACAGGACAGACUGAUUCAGAUGAGAAGUAUUCACUGUGAGAGAAUGAUGACCAUUACUCAUUUAAGACUGUCUCAAUCUUUGUAAAACCUUGUUACAUGAUAAUGUAUUUUCAUUAAGCAUUAAGUGCGAUGUUUAACAGGACUUUGUAGCACUAUGGAUUGGUUCAAAAUAUAUUGUACCAGGAGUGAUCAUGUUGAUGUUUUUCUGUUACGUUGCUUGGGAUCCCUGUAUGAUUUGCUCAUGAAUCUUAGUAUACUAAUUUACUCUGGUGAAUAAUGACAUCCCUGAUUCCCUGAUUGGCUGUGCUAACAGCCUAAAGUGCAUGUGUGCAGUGUAAAUGUGAAAAACACGUCUCUGGAAAUGAACCCCAGUUAAAUAAAAAGCUCUCUGAAUUGAA
Molecule: messenger RNA, 3886 nt
Organism: Cottoperca gobio
Lineage: Eukaryota; Metazoa; Chordata; Actinopteri; Perciformes; Bovichtidae
Gene: ppm1da
Product: protein phosphatase, Mg2+/Mn2+ dependent, 1Da
Exons: 6
Coding region: 129-1862 (577 amino acids)
Biological process (GO): protein dephosphorylation
Molecular function (GO): cation binding; protein serine/threonine phosphatase activity
Source: RefSeq, a predicted model, not a curated record